AUGCGGCAAAUCCUAAAAGAAGAAGAUUUCAAAGGAGAAGAUUUUAAUCUUUUUCAAGUAGCAGGCCAGAAGUGCUUAGAAGAGGGUUAUGCAGCAGAAGUAUUAGAAGUAAUUCAAAAUGAGAAAAAUAAGGUUAUUGUCAAGAGUAUGGGUUGGAAUCUUGUUUGUCCUCUUGUUAGAUGUAUUUUGAGUUAUAAGCAGGAAGAUGAGAAGCGAGAACAUUGUCUGAAAAUACUAGAUCAGUUGGUGCAGCUGUGUAAUCCAAAGGAACUUUUAUUGGGUUUACUUGAGCAGAUUGAGCAGACAUCUGGGGAACAGAUAUCCCAUACUAUUCUGCUCUUGCUUCAGCCUCUGCAGACAGUUCUAUUGAAACUUCAUAGCAAGAAGUCAUACUCAGUGGGUUUAUCUUUGUCUACCAUUUUAAAUCAACUCUCUCUCCUGCCUGUACCUUACACAAAAGAAGAAAUACGAGAAGAUAAACUUGGCCUCUGCCAGUGUUGCAAUGCAAUAGUGGAUUUUGCUAAACCUUUUGUGGAUGAAGUUGUUAAAAAUAUGGAAACCUCAACAGAAAAUGAUGACGAAGAGCUCAAAGAAGAAUUGCUAAAAUUUUGUUUGAAAAGCUUGAAAUACCCCUUAUUAAUAGCACAGCUUGAUCAGCUGCAAGAAGACAUUGAAGAAGACCCCUUAAGGCAUUUUGCAGCUGAAAUUCUAGGCAUUUUAUUGGAUAUAAAAGAAUUGUUACCAACAUUGUUUUCACACCGUGGAAACAGAAAUCAGAACUGGGAUAAUCCGGAUUUUUUGGAUGUAGAUAGAAAGCAUUCUGCAGAUUCUUUGGCAUGUCUGUCAUAUCUGGUGUUUGUUCAGUAUUUUGAUAUUGAUUGUUUUCCAAUGGUCUUUAGUCCAUCAUAUCUUCUGCAGUGCAACAUGACACACAUUGAGGUCCUAUUGGAAAGGACAGAAGAAUCUGUGUUAACUAAAGGACUUGACCUGCUUGGAAACUGUUUAUUGAGAAUGAGUGAUGAUAGCCUUCAUCAUCAGUAUUUGGAAUUCAAAGGCUUCAUUACAGCACCUCAGGGUUUGGUGAAAGUGAUGACCCUUUGUCCUAUAGAGCAUUUGCGAAAGAAGAGUUUGAAGAUAUUGCAGUUAUAUAUAGACAAGUUUGAUGCAGAGGGAAAAUACACUUUGUUCAGGUGUUUAUUGAAGACAAGCAACCACGCUGGCGUAGAAGGCUAUGUUAUUCAAAAUAUCAAAAAUCAGAUUGAUUUAUCAUUAAAGAAAGCAAAUGACAGUAAGUGGUUUACUGGACCCCAGCUGGUUUCUCUUCUAGAUUUAGUGCUGUUGCUUCCUGAAGGGGCUGAAACAGAUCUUCUCCAAAACUCAGAUAGGAUUAUGGCCUCACUAAAUCUAUUGAGAUAUUUAGUCAUUAAGGAUAACGAAUACGACAAUCAAACUGGUAUAUGGACUGAACUUAACAAGAUUGAGCAAAAUUUCUUAAAGCCUUUGCACACAGGACUUAAUAUGUCAAAAGCACAUUAUGAAGCAGAAAUAAAGAGUAAAAAGGAAAAUAGACGAGAAUCUCACAAUUCUAAAGCAGUUUGUUCUGUAACAGUUGGUGGGGAAAAGAUGCCUAACAUGACCACUGAAAUGCAGCUUCAGGUUCUACAUUCAGCUCUUUUCACAUUUGAUUUAAUAGAAAGUGUUCUGGCCCGAGUAGAAGAACUCAUCGAAGUGAAAAUAAAAACCAUAACAUAAAUAUUGGUGGUCAAAUGAAGCACUUGGUGUCCUAAAUCCUAGUGGGUUUUUAACGCUUGCAGUACAUUAAGACGUUGGUCAUUAUGACUUUACUUGAAAGAGACAUUAUCAAGCUUUAAACAAGUCUGUUGAAGAAUUAUUUAUAAAAGGCUGCUAGAAUACUUGCAACUGCUGUUCUUUACGUGUCUUAUUACAUGUCUUUACUGUAGAAUCUGAUUAGUGGAGAUAGACAAUGUACUAAUUUCAACAAAAUAUCCCAAGCUACCCUCUCAUUGAGUUAGCUGAAGUUUUGCUAGAGUUUGGAAAUUGCAUCUGCUUGGCAUAAGAUAAUUAUAUUUUAUUAACCUUUGGAGACGAGAGGAUGUUUUUGGUGUGUAGAAAUAGCCUUAUGUUUGCAUUACCUAGAACCCAAUAAUGAUGUUUGGAAAGUUUUGAGCUCCACAGAUGUGUAAAUACUAGGUAUUAUUACUGCAAUUAAUAUUGCCAACCAUACUUCUAGAUUAAUAAAGACUGACUGUAAAUCAGGACUAUCCAUACUGGAGAUCUGAGCAUAGGGAUUUGAGGACAAGGGGAAGCCAUGCUUCAAAAAACACCUCCAGGACAAAACAAGAUAAGUUUAGAACUUUCCCCAGUGAAAGGUAAUAUACAUAAACAAGACAGUAAGCAUAUAUUUUGUAAAGAGA
Molecule: messenger RNA, 2435 nt
Organism: Terrapene triunguis (Three-toed box turtle)
Lineage: Eukaryota; Metazoa; Chordata; Testudines; Emydidae
Product: glomulin-like
Exons: 18
Coding region: 1-1752 (583 amino acids)
Cellular component (GO): cytoplasm
Molecular function (GO): ubiquitin-protein transferase inhibitor activity
Source: RefSeq, a predicted model, not a curated record